Messenger RNA from Medicago truncatula (barrel medic), 1259 nucleotides. RefSeq names its product PRA1 family protein E. The transcript is spliced from 2 exons. Gene Ontology annotation, cellular component: endoplasmic reticulum; Golgi apparatus. Lineage: Eukaryota; Viridiplantae; Streptophyta; Magnoliopsida; Fabales; Fabaceae. The record is from RefSeq and is a predicted model, not a curated record. Bases 182 to 766 code for a protein of 194 amino acids. Gene Ontology annotation, biological process: vesicle-mediated transport.
GGGCAAGCCAAACCAAAAACACCAGAGAGAGAGAGAGACAGAAUAAAAGCAAAAAAAAAACACAUGCAUCCCCUUUCUCUCUCAAAUUCCCAAAUCUAAUUCGAUUCGCAUCUCAAACAAAACCCUAAAUUUGUCAAACAUGCACACAUUUCACUGAUUUCAGAUCCACCACCUCUCCCAAAUGCCGACCACCACAACCACCGCCACCUACGGCUCCAUCCCAUCCCCCUCCCCUUCCACCGCCACUUGGCAACCACCAACCUCCACUCCCAUCCCCACACCCCGUUCAUGGCGCGAAUUCUUCUCCCUCUCCUCCCUCUCCCGUCCCUACUCCUACGACGACGCAAUGCUCCGUCUCCGUCAUAACCUAACCUACUUUCAAUUCAACUACACCACCACAAUCCUCCUCAUCGUCUUCCUCAGCCUUCUUUGGCACCCGGUUUCCAUGAUUGUUUUCUUGAUCCUUCUCGUCGCGUGGUUCUUUCUUUACUUUUCGCGGAAUGGUCCUCUUGUUGUUUUUAAUCGAACAUUGGAUGAUCGAAUUGUGAUAUGUGGUUUGGGAGUUGUUAGUGUUGUUGGGCUUGUGGCUACUCAUGUUGGGGUUAAUGUUUUGGUAGCUUUGAUUGUUGGUGUUGUUGUUGUGGGUUUGCAUGGUUCUUUUAGGGUUAUUGAGGAUUUGUAUGUUGAUCAGGAAAGUGGGCUGCUUUCUGUUGUUGGAGGAACCCAAGCUGCUCCUACCAGAACAAAUUAUACUCGAAUUGGAUGAAAAAAAAGGUGUUUUUUUGUCGGUUUCACGUCUUAUUCCUGUUCAUUUCCUCAAAUCUGGUACAGGGUCCCUUGCACGUAUACACUCGAAUUUGACGAAGAAAGUGUUUUCAGUUUUUUUUGCUUUGCAUUGUCAAAUUGAUGAUUUGGUUAAGAAGGGAAAGUAGACUUCAAAGCUGAGUUGGUCACAGCAGCGGUGAAUUGGCCAAGCGUGUUGUUUUUUCUUUUGGGUAUUCAGUGACUCGUGUCUUCAAAAGUUGAAGCUGCUGAUGUCAUGAGAAUGUAACAAUGUUCAGGUAGCAAUGACUUGAUCGCAUCGAAUCGGAAUUAGGUGUGUUUUUGUCAAUGUUGGAUAGAUUUGAGAAUUUUUAGAGGAAGAGAAUCUGUUAAUGUAGUAGUAAUAGAUGGUGGGUCUGUUUUACUUGUUCAACAUUUUCUGUUACUGGUACCAUUUUUACAUAUGAUUUGACGAGUUCUCUGAUUUUGCUUCACAA